GGCCCGAGCAGCCGAUUCAGUCCACCAUAGUACGUCGCGAGCGCUGGUUCGACCACCACGCCGCCCCGCCGAAACCCCACCGCGCGAGCUGUGCAAACAGAUACACCACAGUGAAUGUCACACGACUCGUCUAGUGUAUUCCGCCUGUAAAAAUAUUUCAAUGGCGCCCGCGCAAAAGAACGUCGACGCCGACGUGUGCGACACCGACCUGCCUUCACAAAUCAAAAUGAGGCUUAUUGCUAUAGACAAUAAGAGCCAAAACCGAGAACAUUGUGAUAACAAUAAUUCCGUGGACAAUAUUAGUGAGAAAGUGAACGUGGAUACAGGGUUCGACUUGGAAAAAUACGAGUCUAUGGAGUUCAAAUCGAAGUUUAGAUGGCCCGAUCUGACUGUACAAGUGUUGUUGCAUUUAGUUUCUAUAUACGGACUGUACCUGAUAGUUACAUUUAAAGUGACAUUCUUAACAACGAUUUUUGCAUUCCUGACAAUUUACACAUCGGGCUUCGGCAUCACAGCGGGCGUGCACCGGCUGUGGUCACACCGUGCGUACCAAGCCCGUACACCGCUACGGGUGCUACUGGCGCUGCUCUUUACCAUCACCGGACAGCGUGAUAUCUACACGUGGGCGCUAGACCACCGCGUGCACCACAAGUACACGGAGACGGCGGCGGAUCCGCACGACAUCCGGCGCGGCUUCUGGUUCGCGCACGUGGGAUGGCUCGUUCUCACGCCGCACCCGGCCGUCGAGGACCGUCGCGCCGCGUUCAGGCUCACCUCGAGGGACCUCGACUCGGAUCCUGUAGUUGCUUGGCAGAAAAAAUACUUCAUCCCUUUGUUCGCGCUGCUGAAUGUGAUCCUACCCGUAUGGAUCCCGUGGUACUGCUGGGACGAGUUGCUGGUGAACAGCUUUGUGGUCAGCUUCGUCACGAGAUUCACCAUCACGCUCAACAUCGCAUUCUGCGUCAACAGCUUUGCGCACCUUUGGGGGAACAAGCCUUACGACAGGUUCAUAAAGUCGACAGAGAACGUGAUGGUAAGCUUGGCUGCCCUGGGUGAGGGCUGGCAUAACUACCACCACGUGUUCCCGUGGGACUACAGGACCUCCGAGCUCGGGCGCAUCAACAUCUCCACAGGCUUCAUUGACGCUUUUGCUAAAAUUGGAUGGGCUUAUAAUUUAAAAACAGCAACAAAUGCCAUGAUUAUUAGCCGAGCGAAGCGAAGCGGGGACGGCACCUUGGGGGACAAAGAGGAGCCCGAUCCUACGCUGAAAAACGAAGGCAUCGAAUGAGGCGGCAACUAGGAUACUAAAUAGGCCCUCACACCCGACGCUGGAAAGCGGCAAUUACAAUUCGACAUUUCGGCAAAACAUUCCUUUUGAGACAUUUUCAUUUUGUGCUCUAAAUUUAAUUUGUGAAAUGACUGCUAGAUUUUUGUAGUUUUUUUUAAAUGAUGUUAUUAAAAAAAGGGACCUCACAGUCGAAUCUUACCAGCGUAAGUUACCAGUGUUAACGAUUAUUGCAUUUGUACAAAUGCAAUCCGAUGUGAUGUUAUCGCUAAUCGCCAUAGAGUAUUUUUUUAUCCGAAAACGGCACUUAUGUAAUAAUAAUUACGUUAAAUGCGUUAGUGUCUGAAAAAUGUAUUUACAGUACAUAUGGUGCUACUUUACCGCACUAGUGCGAAAAUUAGCAUAUUACGUUACUGUAUCGAACAUUUUAAGGGCCUAUAUGUACAUUAAAACGUUGUACAAUACAUGUGCGAAUAGGUAAUUCGCAACUCGUGUCGAUUUAAAACACUCCCUUCGGUCGUGUUUUAAGUUAUCGCAACUCGUUUCGAAUUUCUUAUUUUUCGCACUUGUAUCAUAAUGUACUAUUAGCUUAUCGUUGUCUUGAAAUGUAUAUAGGAAUACAGAGUGAUUUUGUUACGUGCGACCAAUAUGAAGAUCAUACUGAACAACUUUAACUUCCUGCCUACUUGUAUUUUUAAGUUGAACUAUAUACUCCAUACAUACAGGUGGUAUAUGUCCUAUGGCAUAUAUAUGUGGUGUGGUAUAUGUGGUGGUAUAUGUCAGCACACAGGCACAAGGUUAUAUGGGACCCCGAAAACGUAAAAAAACAUCUGCUGUCUCAUACGUUUUGGCGAAUCAUACGUCGAUAUUUUCUAUGGGGCAGCAGAUUUUUUCCGCGAUUUCGGUGUUGGCCAUAGGGCCAAUAUAUAUAGAUAUAUCGCACUAUAACGCACAGUUGAGGACUACCAACCACCUAAGUGGUGAGGAUAGGAAUGUUGUUGCGUAGGGCGAUGGCGAAACGAAGCGGCAGGGAUUAAUCCGAACAAUUCCUCGGAGCACUCCCCGUUAUAUAUGCGACCGAAAAUGCAGAGCGAGGCCACGCAGCGCCAAGGAGUCAAGUCGAUCCGAAAUACGCUGGCAGUCAACAAUUCGAGUCGCUCUUCGUUGGAUGCGGUCCAGAGAGAGAAGCUGAUACUGGGGUGCCCCUGCCCAAUCUGCCCAUAAAUGAGAACAGUAUUCCAUGUGUGGGCGCACCUGCGCCUUAUAAAGCUGUAGGCGGUGGCCGGUGUGAAAUACUGUCUCGAUCUGUUGUCCUAUAAGUAGUAAAAGUUGUUUAAUAUGAUAUCCAUCCCUCAGAGUAUGAUCAGAGAUAACGACAUCACCCCGUAUAUUUUGAGAUUAAGCUUAUUAUACUAGUUUAAGUCAAAGCGUGAUAUUGGUUUUGUAUCGAGAUACAGGUACAGAGUCCUUCUAAGCUAACUUUGUAAACGUCAUAUUUUCAUAGAAAUUUUACCUUAAUUAUGAAAUUACUACGCUUUGUCAUUGCAGAUACCAUGCAGUGUUAGCCUGGUCCGACUCUAGUAAUAAAAUAAAUCAACAUAUAAUUGUGUAUCUUUUAUUUAGUCAUAAGCUGAUUUUUUUCACAAUAUAACUCUGUUAAUUUACUUAGGUAUGUAUUGUACAUCUCAAUUAAUUCAUUUUAGGUUAUUAAGAAAAAUUUUAUUUGUUUUUUAAGUUUUUAUUUUUAUUUUUUUUUAGUAUAAUAAAUUUUUUAUUUAUAAUUUAUAUUAUUUACAAUGUUAGUGGGGGAAGUAAGUGCAGAAAUAAUGUAUGGAGCAGUAUGCACUUUUCACUCAGGCCACGCCCCUUGGCACGAUUGUUCCUUGGCUCAUGCUUAGCUGAUCGAAUGGCCUAGCCAAAGAUUAACUCCGUGUUCCGACUCAUAAAGUUCAUCUCAUACGCAGGGCAUUCGUUCAGCGGCAUCGUCUGACACAAAACGGUACAUUCAGGGCACUUGCUUCCCUAGUAUGUUACACUCAUUAUAAAUUAGUACCAAUCAUCUGGAAAUUUAACUUUACUUGUUGGUGUUACAGUCAGCGUCAAAUACUUCGUAGCAGUCAAAGUAGCCAAAUAGUUCGGUACACCAUAUAUUUAGUAUGGUGUACCGAACUAUUUGGCCACUUUGACUGCUACAAAGUAUUUGACGCUGACUGUACAUAAUCAUGCUUUAUACCAAAGCAAAACUUUUGAAAUAACUCAAUAGACCUAGAAAUGAACGAACGUAGGAAUGUCUAGGGAUUCUAAUUCAAUUUUUAUUGCUGACAAGUUAAAUGCUUUCAUCAUUCGAGAUUCAAGAUUUCAUCGACCUUACAUAUUUUUACCUGUAGAAAAAAUAAACCUAAUUGACUAGAUAAUUGUGCAAACACAGUUCCAGACUCGCUAGGUUUUAUGCCUCGCGUAUCAUAUUUGGGUACCUAUGAAAUAAAAUGUAUCAUUUGUAAUUUUUAUAAGUAAUACUGUUUUAUUUAUUAUAUUAGGUUAAAUAUUGUAAUAAAGUUAUCACUCUGCCAGUGUGAAUAAAAUUUUACCUCAUUUUGCAA
Messenger RNA from Cydia pomonella (codling moth), 3885 nucleotides. RefSeq names its product acyl-CoA Delta-9 desaturase. NCBI's taxonomy places the organism in Eukaryota, Metazoa, Arthropoda, Insecta, Lepidoptera, Tortricidae. Gene Ontology annotation, molecular function: iron ion binding; stearoyl-CoA 9-desaturase activity. The record is from RefSeq and is a predicted model, not a curated record. The transcript has 7 exons. Bases 161 to 1288 code for a protein of 375 amino acids. Gene Ontology annotation, biological process: unsaturated fatty acid biosynthetic process. Gene Ontology annotation, cellular component: endoplasmic reticulum membrane.